This is a messenger RNA of Drosophila grimshawi, 705 nucleotides long. RefSeq names its product DNA polymerase zeta processivity subunit (gene PolZ2). The record is from RefSeq and is a predicted model, not a curated record. The transcript has a single exon. NCBI's taxonomy places the organism in Eukaryota, Metazoa, Arthropoda, Insecta, Diptera, Drosophilidae. The coding region runs from base 42 to 650 and encodes 202 amino acids. Gene Ontology annotation, cellular component: zeta DNA polymerase complex.
AGAAGCUAAUGAAAUGAUUUAAUUCGUAAACUUAGAUCAGAAUGGAACUGGAAGAUAGUGCCGCAAUUCACGUGGAAGCCAUCGAAGUAAUUUUAAAUCACAUACUUUACGUACGCGGCGUUUAUCCAGCACAAGUAUUUAAAAAACGCCGUGUUUACAACACGCCGGUUUUUAUUAUCGCCUUCCCCGGAUUAAACUCUUAUCUUGGAAAUGUGCUGAAGACAGUGCAACAUUUGCUGCAGCAAUCAGCUCAGCAGCACUUGCAGCUGGAAGUCAUUGUGUAUGCCACAGAGUCGGCGCAUCUGGAAAGGUAUCUGCUGGAAAUUCAACCCGUUUUCGACAAGCAGCAGCAAACACAGGAUCAGUAUUUAAUCGAAUACGAGCAACAAUUGAGCGCUGCUCUGUACAAAAUGGCAGAGCGCGUUAAGCAAUUACCAAAAUUGGGGAACAAUGCCAAAUUCAAGGUGCAAAUUCACACGACACAAACGGCUUUCACUCAACUCAGCCACGAAGCACAGUAUCAGGAAUUUCCCUGGCUGCAGGCGACCGAAAGUCCACAGCAGCAGCUGGAAUCACGUAAAAUUUCCCUACUUCCGCUAGCAACAGUCGACAAAUUGGGCCUCAAAAUGGAGGCACACAUAUCUAGUUGAUUUUAAUUGCCUGAUUACAAAUCAUCUAUUAUUAUCUAUAAAUAAUUAAUUAUUA